Messenger RNA from Rhinichthys klamathensis goyatoka, 926 nucleotides. RefSeq lists its product as uncharacterized. Gene Ontology annotation, molecular function: S-adenosylmethionine-dependent methyltransferase activity. The coding region runs from base 60 to 884 and encodes 274 amino acids. NCBI's taxonomy places the organism in Eukaryota, Metazoa, Chordata, Actinopteri, Cypriniformes, Leuciscidae. The transcript is spliced from 6 exons. The record is from RefSeq and is a predicted model, not a curated record.
AGGCCAGAUUCUCAGGUUGUGUCUGUUGGAUGGACUAACAGCGGCUCUAGAAAGGGGAAAUGGCUCAGAGACAUUUUGAGGGAAAAGUACAUGCUGAAUCUUACCAGCGUUACCGGGUGUCUCCUCCUCAGGAACUCCUAGACGAAGUGCUGAACUUCCUUCGAAAAAGAAUACAGGAGCCGCUUGAUCUGGCAGUGGAUGUGGGCUGUGGAUCAGGACAGGGCACUGAACUACUGGCUCCUCACUUUAUGACUGUGGUCGGGACAGAUAUCAGUUCAGCUCAACUGGAGAUAGCCUCUGCUAAAGAUCACGCUGCAAAUUUGUGUUACAGACAGAGUCCUGCAGAGGAGUUGCCCUUUGAGGACGAUAUUGCCGACUUGGUUACAUCCAUGUCAGCUGCUCACUGGUUUGACCAUCCGCUCUUCCUGCGGGAGGCAGACAGGAUUCUGAGGCCAGGAGGCUGCCUCGCGCUGCUCAGCUACACCAUGGAUUUUGAGCUGGAAUAUGGAGAAAGUACCUCGAAACUCAAUCAAAUCUGUCAAGAGUUAUAUGCAACCCUGCACCCUUUUCGGAAAGCUUAUAUAGGAUCCAGUUCCCUCCAAGUGUACAAGAAGAUAUAUGACCUUGUUUCAUACAAUGACAAAGAGUGGCAUGAAUGUCUGAAGGUUCGGAUGAUGAUGCCACUGUCAAGGUUCAUUGGCUUGGUUGAAUCUUUCGCUACAUAUCAAGGUUUCCUGGAAAAGGAUCCUGUUGAGGCCAAGAGACUGUCUCAGACCAUCACAGACAGGUUGUUGGACGCAAUGGGGGCCUCGUCGGCUGACACUGAAGUAACAGUGGUAGUGAAAUACUUCUAUUUAUUAGCCUCUAAACCACAGAAAUCUUAAAAUGAUCCCUCUGUUUCAAUUGUUUCUCAAUACUUCAAAGAA